Molecule: messenger RNA, 1479 nt
Organism: Molossus molossus (Pallas's mastiff bat)
Lineage: Eukaryota; Metazoa; Chordata; Mammalia; Chiroptera; Molossidae
Gene: ZC3H8
Product: zinc finger CCCH-type containing 8
Exons: 9
Coding region: 71-982 (303 amino acids)
Biological process (GO): negative regulation of DNA-templated transcription
Cellular component (GO): nucleus
Molecular function (GO): RNA binding; metal ion binding
Source: RefSeq, a predicted model, not a curated record
UCCGUCCACUCCUCUCCUCGCUCCCGUAGCGGUGGUUGUCACUCGGUAGCUGCGGGACUCUGGCAGGAGAAUGGAUUUUGAGAACCUUUUCUCCAAACCCCCCAACCCAGCCCUGGGCAGGAAACCGGCCACGGACUCCGACAACAGAAUCGAUGAUGAAAUAGAUGAUACAGAAGUUGAAGAAACACAAGAAGAGAAAAUAAAAUGGGAAGUAAACCUGGAGUAUGAGCAUAUUCCCAAAAAAUUUAGGCACUUUGGAAACUCUGCAACAUCAGUGAAGAAUUUGCUACGUAGAAAAUCAAGAAGUAAGGACUAUGAUGUAUUCAGUGAUAAUGAUAUCUGUAAUCAGGAUUCUGAAGAUAAUUUUGCUAAAGAGCUUCAGAAGUAUAUACAAGCCAAAGAAAUGGCAAAUGCUGCUCAAUCCUUACCGUCUCCUGAAGAAUCCAUGAAGAAGGAGGAAGCCAAGUGUACACAGAAAGCUGUGAAACAAAAAAAUAACCUUAAAGCUGCCCGCAAGAAUGGUAAACAGAAGAAAAUGAAGCGGAAAUGGCCUGGCACUGCAGACAAGGGAUCAAAGGCAUCACUGAGGAACAGCGGCUCACAGGAACAGGGUGGUAAACCUCAAGAGAGGCAGCAGCACAUGCGAAUGAGUCAAGGGUUCAUCAACCAACACACAGUGGAACGCAAGGGAAAACCUGUUUGUAAAUAUUUCCUUGAAAGGAAAUGUAUUAAGGGAGACGAAUGUAAGUUCGAUCAUGAUGCAGAGAUAGAGAAGAAAAAGGAAAUGUGCAAGUUUUAUGUACAAGGAUAUUGUACCAGAGGUGAAAACUGUCUUUUUCUGCAUAAUGAAUAUCCUUGCAAGUUUUACCACACAGGAACAAAAUGUUAUCAGGGCGAGUACUGCAAGUUUUCCCAUGCACCUCUGACUGCCGAAACACAGGAACUGCUGGCUAAAGUUUUGGAUACUGAAAAGAAGUCAUAAAAAUCAGAUACAUUAAAAAAGCCAAAGGCAAGAUGAUAGAUGUGAGCCAAGAAUCAAACCUGCGUUCAUCUGUCCAAGUCCACGUUUCUGCACCUCAACCCUCCUCACUGCAGGCUGUGUUCACUGUCUCAGCUCCUGUUGACAGCACAGUAAGAAACCAGUGAGAAAGGAGGAAACAUGACCGCGGCAAGGAAGGGACAUAGUUAGAAGGGUUAAGAGGAAAGGAGAGAAUGUGCAUGUUUGGUAGGAGGGAUAAUCUAUCUGCCAGCUCACCUCGGAGUGGUGGUGAGUCCUGUGAAAUGUGAAACACUCCUUUACAUUACUUAAAAAUGUGGGGAAAAUAAGCAUUUUUAGCUAUUAUAUAUGUCAUUAAUUCUGUGGUACGCAUUUUCAUAGUGAACAUCUCAAGAUUUGAGUGUCUUAUGCAGUUGAUAGAAUAUCACACUUUAAUGGCAGUUUAUUUUUAUUGGUAUAUAAAACAUGGUGGAACUUAGGUU